GCCACUGGAUCGCGGGGUAGGGAGCCUCAAAGAUGCCUUUUCAGGACUGCCCUCCAGAUACUGCUGUCACAUUACAUAGCAGAUGUCUUUUGAAGUGCCUUUUGAGGAAGGCAGUACUGAUGCUAUGAAUUGCGGUUGUAACAUCACAAGGUAAUUAAGGCGUAUUAGGAAGGAGGAACUUGGCAACGACUGGUUGUGCACAUUCUCAUCCAGCAUAUCAUUUCACAGCCAGCAGCAUCACAGCCUCAAGUUACAUCCCAUCUUUUACUCACAACAAUAAGGCCUCUUUUUCUCCCGUGUUAUCUUCCGAAAGUCAGACAUGGAGCUCUCUAGAUACCUUGCUCUCCUGGCAGUCAUCCUGCCCGUUGCUUACGGUGCUCCGACGCAGGCUGCGACCAGCCUUCACCCUAAGAUCUUGGCCGCCAUGAAGCGUGACCUUGGAUUGGACGCCGAGGCUGCCACUGCUCGCGUUGCCUUCGAGCACGGUGCCACCGACAUCAUCGAACAGCUGCGCACCUCGACGGGCGACUCGUUCGCCGGUGCUUGGAUCUCCGCGGACGGCACCACUCUUAAUGUCGGUGUCACUGAUGAGGGCCUGGCCGCUGAGGUGACCGCUGCCGGCGCUACGCCAGCCAUCGUGUCUAACAGCCUCUCCAAGCUCGAACAGGCUAAGGUGGCAAUUGACAACCUGGAUAUCAGCCAAUCCAAGGCCCGCGACACGAGCUCGGCUGACUCUGGCAUUGCAUCGUACUACGUUGACGUUGCUUCCAACAAGCUCAUCCUGGAGGCACUCGCCGGUAGUGUCGCUCAUGCCGAGUCGCUGGCCACCCAAGUCGGACUCGCUGCAUCCGACUUCGAGGUGCGAACUGUUGAAGAGAUGCCGACCACCUUCGCGACAAUCCGUGGCGGCGACGCUUACUACAUCAACCGAUCGGCUAGGUGCUCUAUUGGCUUCUCGGUCACGACGGGCUUUGUUUCAGCUGGCCACUGCGGGACCGUAGGUUCUUCUGCCACCACUAGCAGCGGUGCGGCGCUCGGAAGCUUUGCGGGCUCGGUCUUUCCAGGCAGCGCCGAUAUGUCCUUCAUCCGCAGUAGCAGCGGAAACACUCUCAGUGGCACCAUUAACGGCUACAGCCGGGGCACCCUGCCUGUGUCCGGUAGCACUGCAGCCGGCGUCGGAUCCAGCAUCUGCCGCUCCGGCUCCACCACUGGUGUCUACUGCGGCACAGUUGGGGCCCUCAGCGCGACGGUCAACUACGCCGAAGGACGUGUCACAGGUCUCACUCGCACCAGUGUGUGCGCCGAGCCUGGUGACUCCGGCGGCUCUUUCUACUCCGGCGCUCAAGCCCAGGGUGUCACCUCCGGAGGCUCGGGUGACUGCAGUUCCGGCGGCACGACCUACUUCCAGCCGGUCAAUGAGAUCCUGUCGACCUAUGGUCUUACGCUGGUCAGGUCUUAAACAGCUAACCGCGACGGCUGUCAGUACUGCUCAAGCUGUGUUACAUUUUCUUUCGAAGUACAUACGACAUUUGAAAUCCACCUUUGAAUCUCUUCAAGUAUUUAGUCUCUACUAGGAAAUGAAC
Colletotrichum navitas is the source of this 1583-nucleotide messenger RNA. RefSeq names its product trypsin. Gene Ontology annotation, cellular component: extracellular region. Gene Ontology annotation, biological process: proteolysis. Gene Ontology annotation, molecular function: serine-type endopeptidase activity. The record is from RefSeq and is a predicted model, not a curated record. Bases 320 to 1459 code for a protein of 379 amino acids. The transcript has 2 exons. NCBI's taxonomy places the organism in Eukaryota, Fungi, Ascomycota, Sordariomycetes, Glomerellales, Glomerellaceae.